UUGUUAAAUUUAACACAAACUAUGUUUCAGUGUUACUGUUUCCCAUCAACCCAUGCAGGGCAAAAAUUUUAAACUCAUUCAUGCGUGACUGCAGUGCGUACAAUAAUGCACCAUGCAUGAUAAAGUUUUAAGAUUUAUAUUAGAAUAAAUAAAAUAAUAAACAAAGAAUUAAGUAGGAUAUUCUAUUUAUUUACGAAGUAUCUAUUUUACGUAUUGAAGGAAUAUCGUGUAUUUCACACGCAGUUUGAAGCCCAUAAAUAUAUAUCGGGAAGUAUUUAUUCGGCAUGAUGUUAUAUAGCGGUGAAUUAUGAUAAUAUGUGGUGGCAUUGAAACUUCCCUGACCGCACGAUGCUUUGGUUGGUUCACAAGAGCAUAUUAUCAAAAAUAACUUCAAGCAAGUUUAACGCGAAAGAAAUUUUUUUAAGGAGACAAUGUUAUCAUUUCAAUUGAUCCAUCUUUUUACAACACUCGUGGUAGGAAUUCGCUUGAGGGAUGAUCCCUCGUGCAGCCUUUAUCUUGGUUUUGAUCGGUACAAUGCUGAACACUUGUACGACGAUUCUGGACAUGACAAUAAAGCUACCUUAGCCAACGGUGCAUCCAUCAGUAAACUUGAUGGUAGUUGCGGUGUGUGCGUUCAAUUGCUCGGUGGUGAAGUGAUUUUAGAUGGGAAGAACUUUAAAGGUGUACCAUAUCAAGGCAUAACAAUUAGUAUGAUGCUUAACUUGGUGAAUAUCAUAGGCUCGCACGAGCUUUUUCAAACGGUUGGCGAUCAUUCUGAUCAUAAAGAAGGUCAGUAUCAUUUGGAAGUCAUUGAUGGAAAAGUGCGCUGGUUUCAUCGUAACGAAAAAGGCGAAACAGUAUUUGCUGCCGAAACAUCGAAAGUUGUGAUCGAAGCCAACACGUGGUACGAACUUGCAGUGAGUUACAACUCCACAAGUGGAAGUGCAAAUAUUUACAUAGAUGCAUUGCUUGUGAAAGACGAAGUGUCUGAUCCGAUGGUGCUUUCGACAGAUUGGGGUUUAUUCGCAGGUAUUGGAAAUUUCAAAGGUGACCGAGAACUGAAGGGUUACAUUGACGAGUUUUAUGUUUUCAAUAGAACGCUAAUGCAAACAGAAAUCCGCGAUAUAAAUAGACACUGUAAAGGCGCCAAAGCGUCACAAAUUAUACAUUUAAAUUUUGAAAACAUUACUGCCAACGAAACGUUCGACACUUCUUAUCAAGGAAACAAUGGACAUUUUAUUGGAAACGUUGUGACAGGAGUAAAUGGCACAUGUGGUCCAGCAAUAAAAAUAGGAAGUCAGGAAGCAAACACAACAUCCGAAAUUUCCGUUCAAGGUCCACGUUUUCACAACAAGCCAACAGACUCUUGUACGCUAGCAUUAUGGGUAAAAUUAGAAGAUAAUCGGGGCAAACAUCGAUUGUUUUACACGCUAGGCGGUCACUCAAUGCAUACUCACGAGCAAUACGAUUUGAGCGUCAAUGACGGUGCAGUUCACUGGGCACAUCAUAACGAAUAUGACCAACAAAUAUUUAACGUGAAAACAGAACCAAUCAUCGUGAAAGAUGAAUGGACACACAUCGCUGCAACUUACGACUCUACAAAAGAAAUCGCUGUUAUUUAUGUGAAUGGGGAAAUCAAAGAAGGAGCGAACGGAGCUGGUGCUCUGUCGGAGGAUUGGGACGGCAGAGCGGCGUUUGGUCGACAUGACGGAACGGCUUCUUUUGAUUAUUUCGAUGAAAUUGAUAUGUAUGAUAGAGAGUUGUCGCCGUUAGAAAUACGUCAAAUGUUUAUGAAGUGUAGUGACGUAUUAAAUUACGGAAUGAGAAGUUUUAUACCAAAUGAGAAGUAUUUUUCUCUGCUUCACCAAACUUCUCACAAGAGAAAAAAAAGAGAAACAGAAAAUCAAGCGCAAUUGAUCUAUAUGACGUUCGAUCGAAUUGCAGGAGAUAAAGUUUACGACGACUCAGGAUAUGGUAACCAUGGCAAUCUAGCAGGUUUGUCUAAGCUUGCAAGGGACGCUGGGAAAUGUGGUCAUGGCUUGCGUUUUCAAGGAGGUAAUAUGCUUUUAAACGGCCACUUAAUAAAAAACAAACCUAUUACUGGAAUAACUAUUGCAUUGUGGGUAUAUAUGGACACAACAGAAGGGCAACAAGAAAUCUUUCAAACGAUUGAUCCAAAAGCACCUGUCAACAAACAUGGAAUGUAUUAUCUAGAAAUAAGCGAUGGUCAUGUUCGUUGGUUUCACAGAAACGAACAAGGAGAGACUAUAUUCAGUGUUGAAACUUUAAAAGUCGUCGUACAGAAAGAAGUUUGGAUUCAUAUUGGUGCAACAUAUGAUUCAAAGACUAAGAAGGCUGUUCUCUAUGGAAACGGCGACGUCGUUACGACAGAUGACGGAAAUGGGUUGUUAUCACAGGAUUGGGAAGGUCGAGUAUGUGUCGGUAAAUUUUAUGACACGUCUGAUUCUGGCGAAUAUUUGGAAGGGCGGUCACUUGAAGGAAUACUCGAUGAAUUUUAUUUGUAUAAUCGAGCGCUGAGUCAAAUUGAAGUUAGCCGACUCAGUCAAAUAUGUGACUUUCGAAGGAUAGUUUUAUAUUAUGGAUUUAAUAAAAUAGUUGGAGAUAGUGUUAUGGACCAAUCUGGUCUAGCGAAUACUGGUCGACUAAAAAAUGGUACGGUCUCAAUAGAUGGGAAAUGUGGAAAGGGACUUAAUUUUACAGAAAAUAGUUAUAUAGCUUUGAAUGGAGACGAAUUUCGUCAGAAACCUUCGAAUGCAAUAUCUUUGUCUGUAUGGAUACAUCUUAACACAAACAGGGGACGCCAUCAACUUUUCAACACGAUAGGUAGUCGUUCCUUACACAAACAUGAUCAAUAUAACUUUGCAGUUGAUGAUGGACAAAUACUCUGGUUUCACCGAGAUCAUUUAGAAAAAGAAGUUUUUAAUUUACGUACAUUAGCGGUAGUGAAACCACGGCAGUGGAUAAAUAUUAUAGUUACAUAUGACUCUCAAGAAGAAAAAGCGAAAGUUUUUUUGAAUGGCGAUCUUGUGAAAGAAGUCGAUGGAAAUGGCUAUCUAUCGCAAGAUUGGGGACACUUUUCUGGAAUUGGAAAGCAUUAUUACCAAAAUACUUAUUUUUCCGGAGCUAUGGACGAACUUACUAUGUUUAAUUACGCUUUACCUAUAGACGAAGUGCAGUACGUAGCGAAAGGCGACUGCGAUAAUGUUUUAAGAUGACGAGUCCUUAAUAGAAAAGAUCAUUUUGUUUCCUCAUACUUUUCUUGUAACUUGUACAUAGGAAUUCCUAGAAUUUGUAAAUCAUUUUUGUAAAAACAAUUCGAUGUAAUAA
Molecule: messenger RNA, 3348 nt
Organism: Hydractinia symbiolongicarpus
Lineage: Eukaryota; Metazoa; Cnidaria; Hydrozoa; Anthoathecata; Hydractiniidae
Exons: 14
Coding region: 432-3236 (934 amino acids)
Source: RefSeq, a predicted model, not a curated record